Messenger RNA from Porites lobata, 947 nucleotides. The record is from the annotation of a GenBank genome assembly. Lineage: Eukaryota; Metazoa; Cnidaria; Anthozoa; Scleractinia; Poritidae.
GAGGACCUGGACACUAAACUUUUGUCAUAGUACAUUGCGCAUGUAACAUGUAAAAGAGCGGUCACUGAGUGAUACAGUGCACAGUAUUUGUAGUUCUCAGCUAAGUUUACUAAAAAUCUAUCGGAAGAAAUGGCUACCGGAUACCAGGGAACUGAACCCUCGUCGAAGUUUUGUGAAAUAAUUCGCAUAGGAAGGCGGCAAAACGGACGACGCGUUGAGCCCCCUGUUGUCACUAUAUAUUACAAAUAUAAGUCAGGAAGGGAAGGAGGUAAAGUUGAACAUCUAUUCUCGAAAUAUUUCACCAUCUAACGUCGCGCACUUUAAGUGUAUCCUUUACACACUUACUUGCCUGGUACUUUAUUAGAAUUCGAAGUCCAAGGAGGGGUGCUGUUCGAAGAGGGAAGAAAUGGGCGACAACGCAGACUUAUGAUUGUUACGGCGAACGGACAAAAGCUUGGUAUUGCUCGUAAUCCUGGUGGAGGUUCGUGACUUUGAAUUCAUUUUUCGCCAAUUAUGAGUAUAAAUAUGGGUUCCUACAAUAACUCAAACUAAAUGCUCUCUACGAUUUCUUUCAAGAAUAUGGAUUCACCGGUAACUACGAAAAUUCAUUUUGGGGCGUAAAAGAACGUGUGGAUUUUUAGAGACAAGGUAAAAUAUCUUCUAUGUAAUAUCAAUCGCAAAGAAUUAAGAAAAAAUACUGGCUAAUAGUUGGACAGAGAUAAGUCCUCGUUCAGCAACAAUAAAUGUAUGAUCAGUGAAACUUAGUUUAAGCUUGAUUCCACGCUGAUUGUGCACACCUAAAAGACACAAAACUGUUGACAUGAUAACUCUUACAUAAAAACACCUAUCAUCACAGCUUAGAGUCGGUUUAAACUGUCUUAUCAACAGAUUUCAAGACAGAAACAGUUUGGUCACCAAGUUUUUGACGAAGCAAAAGUAAAAGGGAG